This is a messenger RNA of Cygnus atratus (black swan), 930 nucleotides long. RefSeq names its product regulating synaptic membrane exocytosis 3 (gene RIMS3). The record is from RefSeq and is a predicted model, not a curated record. The transcript is spliced from 6 exons. Lineage: Eukaryota; Metazoa; Chordata; Aves; Anseriformes; Anatidae. Gene Ontology annotation, molecular function: small GTPase binding; transmembrane transporter binding. Bases 1 to 930 code for a protein of 309 amino acids. Gene Ontology annotation, biological process: positive regulation of synaptic transmission; regulation of synaptic plasticity; regulation of membrane potential. Gene Ontology annotation, cellular component: cytoskeleton of presynaptic active zone; presynaptic membrane.
AUGUUCAACGGGGAUGCGAGCUCCUCCGCCGCCAGGAAUGUCGUCCGCAGCUCCAGCAUCAGCGGCGAGAUGUUCAGCCUCGAGAAGAGCGCGCGGGGCAGCGCCGACUCCGUCAGCAUCAUGGCCAGCAAGAAGCGGCGCUCCAGCCUGGGCGCCAAGAUGGUGGCGAUCGUGGGGCUGUCGCAGUGGAGCAAGAGCACGCUGCAGCUCAACCAGAGCGAGGGCGGCCCCAAAAAGCUGCGCAGCAACAUCCGGCGGAGCACCGAGACCGGCAUCGCGGUGGAGAUGAGGACCAGGGUCACCCGGCAAGGCAGCCGCGAGUCCACCGACGGCAGCACCAACAGCAACAGCUCCGACGGCACGUUCAUCUUCCCCACCACGCGGCUGGGCGCCGAGAGCCAGUUCAGUGACUUCCUCGACGGGCUGGGGCCGGGGCAGCUGGUGGGGCGGCAGACGCUGGCCACCCCCCCGAUGGGCGACGUCCACGUGGGCAUGGCCGACCGCAGCGGGCAGCUGGAGGUGGAGGUGAUCCAGGCGAGGGGACUCAUCCCGAAGAUGGGCUCCAAAUCCAUCCCUGCCACCUACGUGAAGGUCUACCUGCUGGAGAACGGCGUCUGCCUGGCCAAGAAGAAGACCAAGGUGGUGAAGAAGACCUGCGACCCGUCCUACCAGCAGGCCCUGCUCUUCGAGGAGAGCCCCCAGGGCAAAGUCCUGCAGGUGAUCGUGUGGGGUGACUACGGGCGCAUGGACCACAAGUGCUUCAUGGGGAUGGCGCAGAUCGUCUUGGAGGAGCUCGACCUCUCCAGCGCGGUGACGGGCUGGUACAAACUCUUCCCCACCUCCUCCCUGGCUGACUCCAGCAUCGGGCCCCUGGCGCGCCGCCUCUCCCAGUCGUCCCUGGAGAGCUCCACCAGCCCCUCCUGCCCGUAG